GAUGAUAAGAUUUAUUUCUUUUUCACGGAGACAGGAAAAGAGCUUAAUUUUUUUGAAAACCCCCUUGUUUCCCGGAUUGCCCGAGUGUGCAAGGGUGAUCUGGGAGGAGAACGUGUAUUGCAGAGGAAGUGGACCACGUUCCUGAAGGCCCAGCUCCUGUGCACUCGUCCUGGAGAUAACUUCCCAUUCAAUGUGCUACAGGAUAUGUUUGUGCUCACUCCAGGGGAGGACCAUUGGGCCAGUACCAUCUUCUAUGGAGUCUUUACCUCUCAGUGGAAUAAUGGAGGUGUGGGCAGCUCGGCUGUGUGUGCCUUCUCUAUGCACGAUGUACAGAAGGCUUUCAAUGGCCUCUAUAAAGAAGUGAACCGGGAGUCUCAGCAAUGGAGUACCUACACCCACUCUGUUCCCGAGCCACGACCUGGAGCUUGCAUUACCAACAAGGCAAGAAAUAUGAAGAUCAACUCUUCACUUCAAAUGCCGGACAGAGUGUUAAACUUCAUCAAAGAUCAUUUUCUGAUGGACAGUGCGGUACGGAGCCAACCGUUGCUCCUGCAGACACAAAUGCGCUACCAGCAGAUCAGUGUACAAAGGGUCAAGGGCCUCAAGAAAACCUAUGAUGUCAUGUUCUUGGGAACAGAUGACGGAAGACUGCACAAAGCUGUCAGUGUAAAUAAGAAAGUCUACAUCAUUGAGGAGAUUCGGCUGUUCCCAGAUACUGACUCAGUGCAGGAGUUGCUGCUUGAUCACAGUAAGGGCUUGGUGUACGCCUCAUCGCGAUCCAUGGUGGUGCAAGUGCCAGUCUCUAACUGCAGCAUGUACGCAACCUGUGGAGAAUGUGUCCUGUCACGUGAUCCCUACUGUGCAUGGAGCAAGAAGGGCUGUCGUAGUAUCCAUCACCAUGUACACGAAUCAAACUCCCAGCACUGGCUCCAGGACAUAGAAAAUGCAGAUUCAAAUCUCUGCGAGCAAAAGAAUGGCACGGGACCUGGAGGACGAGUCAACAUAGUAGAUGAACAGCCACAGUGUAAAAAGAUUGUACUGCAACCAAAUAACGCAACCACUCUGCCGUGUAAUUUGUUGUCCAACUUAGCAACUCGCCAGUGGCUCCACAAUGGCAAAGUCAUUGAUUCCUCCUAUUUUGUUCUGGAAUCCGGAGAUCUGAUCCUUGUCAACAGCCCUGAAAGGUUGGGAACGUACGAAUGUUGGUCAGUAGAAUACGAUUUCAGGAAAUUAAUGGCCAUGUACUGUAUGGAGACAGAUGGUCCCGUAAAGCCAACUACUCCAAGACCUCACACUGAAGUGAGCUUUAAGAAAGUUAGUGCCAUCGAUAAGCUGGUCAACUCCUCCAAAUUUGUGUCUGUCUCAGAGAGCCAUACAGCUAAACUUCUGUCAAAAUCAUACUGGAAUGAAUUUUUAAUCAUGACUGUCCUUUUUGUGGUAGUGUUAGUCAUUUUAACACUGUUCAUCUUAUAUAAGCAUCGGAGUGGAAUGAAGUCCAUCCUGAAGCCAGUAAAACAUGAUAAGCCAGCCAAGAAGAUCCGUAGUAAUGGCAAACAGACAGAAAGUUUGCCAUUAAAUGGAACAAGCGCUCCAAUGCCACAAGCGGACCAUAAAGGCUAUCAGACCCUGAACGACAACUACAUUAUCAAUACUCCUGUUCAUGAUCCUUUGGUUGCUAGUAAAAUUGUUUCAGAAUCUGAAAAAAGGCCGCUAAAUGUUAAGGACACUGUUGUAGAGGUCACAUCAGUAAGCCCAAGACCCAGAGUACGACUGGGAUCCGAAAUACGGGAUUCUGUGGUAUGA
This is a messenger RNA of Staurois parvus, 1803 nucleotides long. Lineage: Eukaryota; Metazoa; Chordata; Amphibia; Anura; Ranidae. The record is from the annotation of a GenBank genome assembly.